Salvia splendens (bonfire salvia) is the source of this 1263-nucleotide messenger RNA. RefSeq lists its product as uncharacterized. The record is from RefSeq and is a predicted model, not a curated record. Bases 231 to 1082 code for a protein of 283 amino acids. NCBI's taxonomy places the organism in Eukaryota, Viridiplantae, Streptophyta, Magnoliopsida, Lamiales, Lamiaceae. The transcript is spliced from 7 exons.
AACUAGUUUUAUUAUCGACUUUUUUUCUUUUUCCUUUUAUGGUGCUGUAUCAUUCUUCUUCUCUCUUUCUUUCAUUCUUUACCUCCAGAAUUUUCUGGUUGUGUUGGGAAUUAAUUGGAAGAAAGAUCCAGAAACUUGAAGCACUAACCUGAAUCGGUGCAUGAGCAAACGUUCGAUUUGUUUCCGUUCCUUGAUUACUAGCUGCAUAAUUUUAGGAUUCACCCAACAGAAUGCUCAUGGGUCAUGCUGAGGGGCUGCUGAAGCUUGGUUCUGAUAAAAAUCUGCUGCAUUCCGAUUCCGGCUCUGAUCUUGAUGUUGAUGAAGGAGCCGAUAAUCAUCCGAGAGUGCUGUACGCAGCUUCGUUCGACGAACUCGCAUCGAAACAUGUUAAUUACGAUACGAUAAUAUGGCUCUCGAUAUCUCUAUUGCUAGUUUUGGCUUGGGGUGUUGGGAUAAUUAUGCUGCUUUAUUUGCCCUAUAGAAGAUAUGUGCUUCAGAGAGAGAUUGCAUCGCGUAAACUCUAUGUUACAUCGGAAGGAAUAGUGUAUAAGGUGUCUAGGCCUUCGUAUAUACCUUUCUUAGCGAACAGAAAUGUUGAGAAGCAUGUACCUCUUCCAUUGAUUAUUGAUGUUAUCACAGAACAGGGUUGGCUGCAAUCAUUGUAUGGACUGCAUACAUUUAGAGUUGAAAGUAUUGUACAUGGUAAGGCUGCACCUGUCGAUGAAUUACAAGUUCAAGGACUCAGUAACCCUGGAUUUUUGAGGAAGGUUAUAAUAACACGUGCUUCAAAGGCUUUACAAGAUACUGGCAUAAGCUGGGACCCUAACAUCAAAGUUAACAGCACUGAAAGUAUGUUUCGCAUGGAAUCUUUGACCUUGGGUCCAGCAGUUUUAAGAUCACCAUUGUCUAAAAGCACAAAGAUAAUGGGAUCUCCUCGCCGGGCUUUGAUGGAAUCCAAAGGUGUGGUACCUACAGAUGCAAUGCUUAACAAGCUAGAAGAAGUGAACAAAUCAGUGAAGAAACUUGAGUUUCUCAUUGAGAAAAAACAGGGCUCGGCCGGUCCGAGUCAGGACGAUGCAUGAGAAAUUAAGGCGUGGCUGACCUUCUCUGGAGGAAGAAGCUAAUGCAAAUACAUAGUACAUUUUUUUUAGAAUUUAAGAAGUGCAGUACUGUAAAAAUACCUAGUUGGUUGGCUCUUGUUGAGUUUGAACGCCCGAAAUUACGUAUGCUGGUUUGUACAAAUGCAAAUUGUGUUUCGUCAAA